Molecule: messenger RNA, 213 nt
Organism: Colletotrichum navitas
Lineage: Eukaryota; Fungi; Ascomycota; Sordariomycetes; Glomerellales; Glomerellaceae
Exons: 2
Coding region: 1-213 (70 amino acids)
Source: RefSeq, a predicted model, not a curated record
AUGUUCGAAAUGAUAUACACUGGGUAUUUUCCCUGUAGCUCCGACAGGGGCGAUGCUAGCCUGGUUGCCUUUAGCGCUUACAUUGUACCGAAUACGGAACCCAAGUUGAAGAUUGAUACAACGAGGGACGUCAAGACACCGUCAGGCGCUUCAAACUCUUCAAUAAUAUCCGCCACGGCUGGAAAGGGCAUCGAAGAUGCCAUGGCUCUGUAA